Messenger RNA from Drosophila virilis, 3064 nucleotides. Its product is annotated as arrestin domain-containing protein 17. Gene Ontology annotation, biological process: protein transport. Lineage: Eukaryota; Metazoa; Arthropoda; Insecta; Diptera; Drosophilidae. The record is from RefSeq and is a predicted model, not a curated record. Gene Ontology annotation, cellular component: cytoplasm.
GUUCACAUAAUUUGACAGCUCUGCCAAAGAGUGAUAAGUAAACCGCCAAACCAUGAAUAAAAGCAAAGCAGUUACGUUCUUGCGCGAGCGUAUAUGUGUUGAGUGUGUGCAAGUGUGUGAGAGAGUGAGAGAGCGCAUACGUCUAUGCGCUGGUGUUUUGUUCUGUGUGCUGCUGCCGAGACUUCCUCUGUUGGCUUAAGUCCUAUCUGCCUUUCGUAUACGAACAGAGAACAGAACAAUUUCAACACGAGCGGCUGCUGGACGUGUGCGAAAGUAAAGCGCAUAGAGUGCGAAACGCAAGCGAGAAAAUAUAGAGAAAGGCUAAAGCGGGACAUACACACAAACACUGAAGCACCCAAUGAACACACACACACACACACACAAGUAGAAAUUAAUGAUACACAAAUAAGUUGAAUACGAAAACGCUAAAAAUUGAAAAGCCUAACUCAAUAAGAGUUAGUUCUAGUAACGCUUGUUGUUUGGAUUGUGCGUAAAAACGUUUUGCGAUUUUGUGCAACAAUAAAGUAGGUUAAAUACGAAAGCUCAUCGAAAAUUAAUUCUUUGGAGGUCGCUCGUAAAAGCGUUAUUUAGUAGUGAAAAAAGCGUUGCAGACGUCGGCUGCAUGUGUGUAUGCGGCGGGGCAGCAGUGAAAAAAUGCAGUGCAGCAGCAAAAACAAAAACGAAGCAAAGCAAAUGGCUUGAUAGGCGACUAAAAAUAUACAAAUUUCAAUUCAAUUGAAAAAUAACCAAAAGCGAACGUGAUAUUUUAUACCUGUGGCCUGUUUUUAAUCAAAGCCAAGCACACACUCACACGGACACACACGGAAACACUAGAACACACAUACACACGCGACACACACGAAUACACACGCAAACUAUAUAGCAAUAUAUGCCCAUUGAGUGCCUUAUAUCAUUUGAUAAUAAUCCACAAGGUGUCUACUAUGCCGGACAGGAGCUAUCUGGCGUUGUUGAUCUUAGCGUCGAUGCCACCAAGCGCAUUAAAGGCAUUCAUGUCACCGUCAGCGGUUAUGCCAAGAUACGCUGGAUAAAAAAGGGAUAUCCGCGGGACAGCGAACGCGCCAUGUGCCGUGCCUAUCGAUCGUAUCUGUCAUCGAGAUCGUAUGUCCUUGGCUCGUGUGCGGGCAACUCGUGCAUCGAUUGGCUGGCCGGCGAAUAUUCGUACACGUUUCAUGUCAUACUGCCCGACAAUCUGCCCACAUCCUUUGAUGGCAAAUAUGGCCAGAUACAUUAUGAGAUCAUAACGACGAUCGAACGAUCGGGUCGCUACCCGAAAGUGUUUAAGCUGCCAUUUACCGUGAUACAACCGUUGGAUCUGAAUGCAGAUGCUAUAUACAGGGUGCCGCUGGAGAUACUCGAUCGCAAGCGCUUCUGGAGCUUUUGCUGCCCAACCGGGCCACUGACGGUCAAAUUUUCAACACCUUAUUGCGGCUAUGCACCCGGCCAGAAGAUACAUUUUGUGCUGUACAUCAACAACGAGUCGUCGAUCGAUAUAACCGAAUGCGAAGUUAAGCUGAAGCAGGAGGUUAGCUAUGAAUCGCACGAUCCCCAGCACGAAUAUCGCUAUGAUAAGCAUCUGAUAGCUUUGAAGCAGUUCGGCAACGUGUUGCGCUGGUCGAGAAAAGUCUACAGGGGCUAUUUGGAUCUGCCCUCGAUACCGCCGACAUCGGUGAAGCCGACCUGCCCCAUUAGCGUUAACUAUUCAAUUAAGAUUAUUGUGAAUCCAACCGAAUUCCAUUGGAAGCUGAAACUCAAAAUACCGCUGACCAUCGGCAGUAUACCCAUCAUGGAUGGACCCGAUGCCCUGUUACGUUUCAAUCGACGGCAGCAGCAGCAUCAAGUGGUUAGCCAAAAUUUUCAAAUGUCAACGCAGCAGAACCAAAGGCAACGGCCACAGCAGCGAAGCCAACCAAACAGCAGCAGCAACAACAGCAGCAGCAGCAACAACAACAACAACAACAACAACAGCAACAAUCAGGCAACACAGGCCAUGCUACGCUCGGGUGCAACACUGCCGGCCCAAACAAGUCCCUCAUCAACGCCAACGACUGCCGCCCUGAGGCCCAUGGCCGCAAUGCCAGCAAUAUUAGUAACCAGCGAUAGCGAUAGUCCCCCAGAUUAUAUACCCAUGAUGCCGCCCUCGUAUGAAGAUGCCAUGGCGCUGAGCGAAAAAUUUAGCGACGAUAUUGAAUUCCUGACUAAUGUUAGCAUGAGCAGCAUUAUGUCCGCUCAGGGCGAUGUAACAAGUGAGCGUGAGCCCUUUAAACCGCGUUACCCGGUCUAUUACGAUUAUGAGACACCGACCAUACCGCCCGAGACACUCUACAGUGAAACCUCGAAUACACAAUUUCGCUGUGGAGUGCAGCAGGAAGGGGUCUUGGCAACGGAUGCAAAUGGAGCAAAUACCCAAGGAACUGCUGAGCCAAUGAACUAUGAGAAGAAAUAAUUGAAGAACACCAACAACAACAAACAUAUUUAAUCGAAAAUCAAAAAUAAUCUCGGAAGCACAUUCAAAAUUCAUGGCGCGAAUAUAGUUUUUAAGUCUGAUCUGAUGAAAUUCGUUUAACAGCAUAAUACAAAAGAUAUUUUUGCAAAAUAACAGCAUUACUCAUGUAUUGCGCGCAUAAAUUAAUCGUAAUCUAUUUAACUUACAUAUGUAAAAUCUAUUUAAAACUAUUGUUUAUUAUUUUAAUAUUUGUUUAUUUCAAAAUGAUUUGUACAUUUUUUGAGUAACUUCCUUCCUAACUUUAGCUUUAAGGGAAUCAUCUUGAAUCAUAUUCAAAAUUAAUUUAAAUUUAUUUUCUAUAUUAUGGCUGAAACUUUAGGAAAGAAAAAUAAUUAAUAAUUGUAUGGCAUCAUACGAUAAAAAAAUAAUCACCGUAGUUAAACCCUACUUAGACAAACUUUUAGGCUUAAGCAAAGUAUAUAACAAUUUGCACAAUUUUACCAAGAAAAACAGCAACAACUUAACAUUUUCAAUGUUUAUAAUGACUAAGAAAAAUUUUACACAACACUUCAAUUUACUGAAUAAAAAAUUAUAUUUCAA